AUGCCCCCGCUCACUGCGACGCCGAAGCCUCUGGAGCCGCUCGUGGUCGCCCCCAUCGACCGCGAUGCGUGGAUCGAGAAGGUCUUCGGCCCGCGCGAGCGCAAGCAGAAUUUCGUGCACCGUAGCGUGCAGUCGAAUGGCAAUGGGGAGGAAGGAGCGAGCUGCUACAGUGAAGAACUGGCCAAGUUGAUAGCCGAGUCCUGUGCAAAUCUGAGCAAUGAAGGCGAAGAACCUCUCGACGACUCGGACGACGACAGUUCAGAGGAAGACGCGGAGAUCGACGACGACAUCUUCGACUUCGCCGGCGCACAGCCGGCCGACAAGUUCGUCGCGCCUCCUGUGGAGGUCCCGCGCAAUUACCGGGCGCAGGACCUGCACGGUGGCAUGCUGGUGGGGGGAGACUGUGUCUUGUUCACGAAUUGGGCCUUCAAGCGCCAACUUCGCCGCAUCAGGCGCCUCGCUCCGAUCCCAGAGCGCCGAGAUGCUGGCAAAUACGAGCGAUCACAGUCGGACGACGAGUGCAGACCGAAGGGAGUGUACUCGGGCAAGAUCGUUGAGCUGUAA
Messenger RNA from Phytophthora sojae, 564 nucleotides. RefSeq lists its product as hypothetical. The record is from RefSeq and is a predicted model, not a curated record. The transcript has a single exon. Bases 1 to 564 code for a protein of 187 amino acids. NCBI's taxonomy places the organism in Eukaryota, Oomycota, Peronosporomycetes, Peronosporales, Peronosporaceae.